Solanum stenotomum is the source of this 1332-nucleotide messenger RNA. Its product is annotated as putative disease resistance protein RGA3. The record is from RefSeq and is a predicted model, not a curated record. The coding region runs from base 1 to 1332 and encodes 443 amino acids. Gene Ontology annotation, biological process: defense response to other organism. NCBI's taxonomy places the organism in Eukaryota, Viridiplantae, Streptophyta, Magnoliopsida, Solanales, Solanaceae. The transcript has 3 exons.
AUGAAGCAGGUGGCAUCCAUAGUAGCAGAAGAUCUUGAUAUGUUGAGAAGAUUAGCAAGAGAUCAUUAUUGGUCCAUUUUCAAACAAAGAGCGUUUGUCGGUGAGGAGGUUCCAAAGGCGGAGGAAAUACUGAGUGUGGAGACCAAGAUUGUUGAAAUGUGUCAAGGUGAAGAUGAUAAAUGGGAAAAUAGCAUAAAGAAAAUCCUAAAACUCAGCUAUGAUUAUCUACCAUCUCCACAUCUGAAGAAAUGUUUUGCUUACUUUGCUAUGUUUCCAAAAGAUUUUGAGUUUGAGAAGGACCAACUAAUCCAACUCUGGAUGGCAGAAGGGUUUCUUCGUCCAUGUCAAGAGACCCCCCUGAUGAAAGACGUCAGGAACAAGUUUUUCCAACUCUUGUUGCAAUAUUCCUUGCUGCAAGAUGUUAAGCUAGAUGAGUUCAACAAUAUAACACAUUGUAAGACGCAUGAUCUUGUGCAUGAUUUGGCUGGAGAUAUUUUAAUGUCUAAACUAUUUGAUCAAAAGAGUAUUAGAGGAGAAAAUCUUUCUCAAGUCCGAUACUUUGGAUGGAACUCACCAAGUGAUCAAAUGGAUAUGAUAAAUGAGCCAGGACGCAUCAAGGAGUUAUCAGCCAAAAUCGGCAAGCUGAUAUACUUGAGGUAUCUUGAUCUCUCCGACACGCAGAUCAAAGCCUUGCCCAACUCCAUUUGCAAGCUCUACAAUUUGCAAACAUUUAGAGUCAAUGACUGUUCUUCACUCAGGAUGCUUCUAGAAGAAAUGGCAAAUAUGAUAAGUUUGAGACACAUAUAUUGCAACUAUUAUUACAUAUUCGAUAUGCAGAUAUCACUUAAUAUGGGACAAUUGACUUGUGUUCAAACCCUAGAGUUUUUCAAGGUGGGUUCAGAGAAGGGUCGUCGAAUAGAAAAAUUAGGUCAUCUGAAAAACCUUAGAGGUGAAUUGACGAUCAGAGGUCUGCAAUCAGUCAGAACUAAAGAAGAGGCUCGAACAACAUAUUUACAGGAGAAACCAAAUAUCUACAAGCUGACAUAUUUGUGGUCCCAUAAUGAAUCAGAAGGCUGUGAGAUCAAUGAUGAACAUGUGUUGGAUGGUCUUCAAUCGCAUCCUAACUUGAAAACUUUAGUAGUGGAGAACUAUUUGGGGACUAUAUUUCCUUCAUGGUUCAAUAAAGAAUUGCUACCGAAUUUGGUCAUGUUGAAAUUAAGUGGUUGCAAAAAGUGCAAAGAAAUUCCAUCGCUUGGCCAACUGAAGUUCCUUCGGCAUCUUGAGUUGAUAGGAUUCCUUGAAUUGGAAUGCAUCGGACCUGUCGUGCCGUAA